Eutrema salsugineum is the source of this 1883-nucleotide messenger RNA. RefSeq names its product UDP-glycosyltransferase 76E12. Lineage: Eukaryota; Viridiplantae; Streptophyta; Magnoliopsida; Brassicales; Brassicaceae. The transcript is spliced from 2 exons. Gene Ontology annotation, molecular function: UDP-glycosyltransferase activity. The record is from RefSeq and is a predicted model, not a curated record.
UCGUACUCACAUACAUCAUCCACCACAUGCUUCACAUGUGGCAAAGAGAGCCAAAAAAUAAAAAUAAAAAAUAAAAGUAAUACGGAUGAAUCAAUGUCCACAAGCCAGAAAAACUGAUAUUUGUAUGUGAAAGAUAGUAAGAUCCUUCUGUGAAUAAAUACCACAUACUUCAAGAAAGAUUAAAAAUUGGAGGAUAGAAGUAAACCGAACUCACAGAGCCCGAAGCUGAAGAGACUAUUACUUAGUUUCUUUUUUGCAGGUUUUGGGAAUGGAAGAAAAGGCCGCGAGAAGAAGGCUAGUGUUGGUUCCAGUUCCAGCACAAGGACAUAUAUCUCCAAUGAUGCAGCUUGCCAAAGCUCUUCACUUGAAGGGUUUCUCAAUUACAGUUGCUCAGACCAAGUUUAACUACUUCAGCCCUUCAGAUGACUUCACUGAUUUUCAGUUUGUCACCAUUCAAGAAACCUUACCAAAAACUGAUUUCAAGAACCUCGGGCCACUACAGUUUCUGCUUAAGCUCAACAAAGAGUGUCAGGUGGGUUUCAAGGACUGUUUGGGUCAAUUGUUGCUGCGACAAAGUAAUGUUUGUAUCAUCUACGACGAGUUCAUGUACUUUGCUGGAGCUACAGCCAAGGAGUUUAAGCUUCCAAACAUUAUUUUCAGCACCACAAGUGCCACGGCUUUCGUUUGUCGCUCUGUAUUCGACAAACUCUUUCCAAACAAUGUCCUGGAUCCCUUGAAAGAACUCAGAGCACGAAAAGAAGAGCUUGUGCCAGAGUUUCAUCCCCUGAGAUACAAAGACUUGCCGGUUUCACGUUGGGCAUCAUUAUAAAGCACAAUGGAGAUUUAUAGGAACAUAGUUGACAAACAGACAGCUUCCUCUGUGAUAAUCAACACGGCGAGCUGUCUAGAGAGCGCAUCUUUGUCUUCUCUGCAACAACAACAGCUAGAGAUUCCAGUGUAUCCUAUAGGUCCUCUUCACAUGGUGGCCUCAGCUCCUACGAGUCUGCUUGAAGAGAACAAGAGCUGUAUCGAGUGGUUGAACAAACAAAAGAAAGAUUCAGUUAUAUUCAUCAGCUUGGGAAGCUUAGCUUUGAUGGAAAUCAGUGAGGUGAUGGAAACAGCUUCUGGAUUGGCUGCUAGCAACCAACACUUCUUAUAGGUGAUCCGACCAGGGUCAGUAUCUGGUUCGGAAUGGACAGAGUCCUUGUCUGAAGAGUUUGGUAAGAUUGUCUCGGAACGAGGCUACAUUGUGAAAUGGGCACCACAGAAAGAAGUACUUGCUCACCCUGCAGUAGGUGGGUUUUGGAGCCAUUGUGGAUGGAACUCGACGCUAGAGAGCAUCGGCGAAGGAGUUCCAAUGAUCUGCAGGCCAUUUUCCGGCGAUCAAAAGGUGAACGCGAGGUUCUUGGAGUGUGUUUGGAAAAUUGGGGUUCAAGUGGAAGGUGAGCUAAACAGAGGAGUGGUGGAGAGAGCUGUGAGGAGGUUAAUGGUGAGCGAAGAAGGAGAGGAGAUGAGGAAGAGAGCCCUCAGUUUGAAGGAGAGACUGAGAGCCUCUGUUAGAGAUGGCGGUUCUUCACACAACUCGCUAGAUGAAUUUGUACACUUCGUGAAGAGACUGUGAAACAAAUUAGAAAAUUAGUCUCUAUUUACUUCACCAUAUCUGCCAGUGAAAAGAGUCUUAUGUUGAAGGAAACAGGUUCUUCAGACAAGGUAGUGGAUGAAUGACUUGUGUGGGUAUUUAAAAAUCUAUGUACUUUUCUAUUCUAGAAAUUAAAAUCAUACUUUGCAAGAAUAAAAUCAAAGGGGGGACACAAAAGUGAUCUUGAGGAUAAGGUUGUCACUGAAUGUGUGAUGCGCAGAGAAUAGUAUAUUUAUGGAACCAC